Mytilus californianus (California mussel) is the source of this 3156-nucleotide messenger RNA. RefSeq lists its product as uncharacterized. Bases 449 to 2053 code for a protein of 534 amino acids. The record is from RefSeq and is a predicted model, not a curated record. The transcript is spliced from 13 exons. Lineage: Eukaryota; Metazoa; Mollusca; Bivalvia; Mytilida; Mytilidae.
UUAAGUUACUUGAUUCUAUUUUUAGCAGAAUUUUUAAACAUAAAAAAACGGGAAGUAUAUUAAAAUUACUAUUAAAAAUUUACUGCUGUCAUAAACGGGAAUUCAAACAUAAACAUGUAUUCUAAAUAUACAAUAGAUGUAGAUUGUCGGAAUAUCUAUUGAGAAGAACACAAAAUGAACUGUGACGUAAACAUAAUGAUAGAUGACUGAACGCAGUAUUUUACUUCAAUGACUAUAACAAAGAUUAUUGCACUUUAUUUCCAUAUUCCCUGUUACAUGAGAGUCGCUACUAUCAUGUGAUUACAUUUCAUUUGCCUUGGAAAAAUCAGCUUGACGUCACCUCGCCUUACUUUGACUUCAUGCGAGAGACGUUAUAUUAGAGACCAAUCGAACUAAAAGAUAACAACACUUCAGAAUCUUCUAUGUUAUAUUUGCGUAGGAUACAGUAAUGAACAAGUACUUGCAUCAAUUAAAUAAUGGAUAUAUGGGUCCUUCAGGAGUGGAUACCAUGCUUAUAAUAUAUUUAACGAUGAUCUAUAGUUGUAUUGGUUCUGUUUAUUUGGAUUAUAUAUAUUACAAGAAGUUAAACCGGAAAUGUUUGCCGUACUAUGACUGCCCUCCUGAUCAUGAAAUUUUGCCAUGUGAGAAGAACUUUCAAGAGGAUAAAUGUCGAAGAUGCAAGAAAGGAUAUGUUCAGCCUGAUCUUCUGUCUUCUUCAGGGCGGAUACAUGAAACUUCAUGUUUUAAACCUAUAGCUACCUCUGAAUGUUUAGCUCACGAUAUAACGUAUAGCAAAAAUAAACAUCAAAAUGCUUUCUGUGACAGUCUUCCAGGGUGUAAGUGCCGUACCGAUUUGUGUUACUUUGGCGACCCGUGUCUAUGUUCAACAAAAGAAAGAUGUGGAAUAGGUAAAACUUUGACAAAUUUAGGAGUUUGUGUUCCUUGUCCUGAGAACACCUAUAAAAAUGACACUGGUUGUGGACCUUGUCGGAGAAUCAGAAAAAGAAAUCAGACUGCAGUUAUUAUUCAACCAUUAAAGAUAACUAGAACCGCCAUAGUUAUUCACAGUACGCAGCAACCUCUGUCCUCGGAAAGACCAAUCCCUGUUUAUUCAUCAAUCUCCCCUCAACCUUUACAGCAGGAAAGAAAAAACAAUGACAACCACAUUUUAAUACCUGUCAUAGUAGUCCUAGGUGUUAUAUUUGUGUUCCUCUUGGUUGCCAUAUCUGUGUACUGUAUAAGGAAGCCUGGGAUCGUUUUAACUGGAAUUUGCUGGAGUCAUGAUAAUACUGAACAACAGAAUAGACAGGAUAGAAACCAUACUCAGAGAGUCGCACUAAUAAGAAAUCCAACCGACGAAGAUAGUGUAACAGUCAAUAUGCAAACAGCUCUACCGAAAGUUGAACAAAAAGGAUUAUAUCCUAAUCUAUUGGCUAUAAAUGGAGACACAAAGAAUGCAGCUCUCACUGACGCAAGUUCAACUGAAUCGGGAUUUCACGAAGAUAGUGAUGAAAAUAUGUCAGGCAGUGACCCAUUGAUAAAUCAAUUGUGUUUGCAUACCGAAAUGGAUUCUAAAUGUGCAAGAUGUCUGAACAAACGCGAUAUUUUAAACAUAGACCAACAGGACAAUGAUGACUGCUCAUACGAAACAAAGAAAGAACAGCCGUCCCAAGAUUGUUCGACGGGAAACGAUUCAUAUGAUGAUUUUGGCCUUUCAUCCUCCCUGAGUCCGGUUGUAACAGAAACCGAACCUCAUAUUUGCAGUUCAUUUUCUAAAACCAGGAAGAGUUUUGCUCUUACCAUUCCAGAUACCAUUGAUUCCUAUCCACUGGCAUCUGGAGAGUACAUCCCUAUGAAUGAAUCUGCUUUAGACAGCAGCAAUACAAAUGAUGACAGCAUUGUCAGUGAUUUAGAGUAUUUUAAUCAUGAAAUUAGAGGAACUUAUAACAGUUGCAAAAGUUAUGGUGGAAAAUCAGAGACUAAACCGAAACAUAGUGGACCAAAUAGUUUAGACAGUGGUGUAUUUGGAUCAGAGAAAAACGAAUGUCAAUAGUUCAAAGUGUAUAUGUUUGUCAAAUAUUCGAUUCGAUCGUAUAUCAAUCUAACUAAACGUAUUCAUACCAAAUUGAUCUCAACAUAUUUUUCUACGACAUUGAUCUCAGCAUAUUUAUCUACGAUCCCUACCUCGGUGUGAUCCAUAUCAUAUUGGUUGUCUGCUUUUUUUGGUAUUUUUAUUUAAUGCAUAUCAGUAGACAACUCCAUUGUGCAGGACAAAUAUAUAUAUAUAUAUGUUUUAUAUAUAUUUGUUUUGUCAUAAAAUUAAAACACUCACAUGAAAAGCAGUAUCGGUUUUUUUGUUUGCUAUAAUUCAUCUCAAACUCACAGUGAUCUCGUCCACGUGAUGCAAACACAUUCACCUCACUGCAAUUAUUGAGUGGAAUUCCCCUAUAAACAAUUGUGAAUUGUAUUUAAAACGAAAUCAAACAAAUUCUAUCAUUAAUUGCUCGACAAAUAAAAAAAACAAAGGACAGAAACAAUAGAAACUUAACAAACAACGGGCAACAUGUGUUAUGUUAUGUUAUGUGUAGACGGGUGCGUCGACAGGAUAAACAUCAUGUGGAUCUACACUCAGUCAAAAUCUCACAAUCGGAAUAGGACACAAUCGGCAAAAUUAUCGAUUAGUCGACUAUAUCGUUAUCUAAAUAUCGAAGAUUACGAUCGCUAGUGGGUUGAAAUAAAGAUGUGUCAUAUCGGUUAACCAAUUCUUGAUAAAACUAAUGAAGAAGAAACAUUGGGUAUGUUACUGCUGAGAACUGUUCAGCAAUUUGAAUAAACACAUUGCCCGAAAGCGAAAAAAUGAGGUAUAUUUAAAAAUGAAGCAUACUGAAGAGAAGUUAUUUCUGAAUUAAAAAGCCUAUGAAAAUAUGACAGCAUGAUUAUUCAUUAUUUUUUAUAUCUAUUUUUUCAAUACUUCUUAACAUUUCAUUUUGUCAGCUUUUAUAUUAAUCAUAUUUUUGUGCGUCUUUUGCUGUUUGCUGUUUAAUAUUCUGUUUGUAAUCAUUUUCACCUGUUAUGUAUUUCAUUUUAUUAACAUUAUUUGUCAUGUUGUAUAUGUUGUUAAUGGUUUAUACAUUAAAUGUGCUUUCUUCAAUAAGA